Astyanax mexicanus (Mexican tetra) is the source of this 2392-nucleotide messenger RNA. It is a transcript of the gene igfbp1a, whose product is annotated as insulin-like growth factor binding protein 1a. Gene Ontology annotation, biological process: regulation of insulin-like growth factor receptor signaling pathway. Lineage: Eukaryota; Metazoa; Chordata; Actinopteri; Characiformes; Acestrorhamphidae. Bases 182 to 955 code for a protein of 257 amino acids. Gene Ontology annotation, cellular component: extracellular region. The transcript is spliced from 4 exons. Gene Ontology annotation, molecular function: insulin-like growth factor I binding; insulin-like growth factor II binding. The record is from RefSeq and is a predicted model, not a curated record.
GCAGAGCGGCAGUCAGUCGAGUUCACCGGACAGCAGGAGGCGAUCCGCGCUAAGCUCCUCCUCCUCCUCCUCUUCCUGCUGCUCACUCAGCUCGUAGCUUUGUAUUUAUUUUUAUUUGGACAGCUAUUUAUAACUGCUCUACUUUUCUUUUCUUAUCUUCACUGUCCUGUUUUUUUCUGGAAUGACCGGAGCGUCUGUGAGUUUCUUGGUGUGCGCGGCGGCGCUGGGCGCGCUGGUACCGGCGCCGGGGCUGCGCGCCUCUCCGCUCGCGGCGCAGGAGCCCAUCCGCUGCGCUCCGUGCACCCAGGAGCGUCUGGACGAGUGUCCGCCGGUGGAGGCGAGCUGCAAGGAGGUGCUGCGGGAGCCGGGCUGCGGCUGCUGCAUGGCGUGCGCGCUCGGUCGCGGAGAGACCUGCGGCAUCUACACGGCGCCGUGCGGCUCGGGGCUGCGCUGCCUGCCCAGGCCCGGAGAGCCGCGGCCGCUGCACGCGCUUACGCGGGGCCAGGCCGUGUGCACCGACCCCGCCGAGUACGAGCAGGAGCAGAGUCAGCGGGCGCCAGAUCUGCCAGAACUCGACACGGAACCCGCUUCCACACUGUACGUGUCCCCUCACGGGAAGCCCCUGGAUCCGCGGCUGAUGUCCGCACAGGAGAGCAUGAAGUCCAAAGUGAACGCCUUCCGCAGGAAACUCGUGGAGCAGGGUCCCUGCCAUGUGGAGCUACAGAGAGCACUUGAGAAGAUUGCUAAAUCCCAACAGAAGCUGGAAGAUAAGCUGACCAGGUUCUACUUGCCAAACUGUGACAAACACGGUCUAUACAAACCCAAACAGUGUGAAUCAACUCUGGAUGGGCAGAGGGGGAAGUGCUGGUGUGUGUCACCGUGGAACGGAAAAAAGAUUCUAGGAUCAAGUGAACUGCCCACAGACAGCGAAUGCCCCCAGGAAUUCAAUCACUAACCACACACACACCUACAUUCUUAAAACAAUCAAGGUGCUACAGAGAGUUCCUUAAGCCAGAAGUGUGUCUCCUAUGGCAUUGACCAGAGAACCCUGUGUAGCACCUUUUUUACUAUAGAUAUUUAAGAGUGUUUGCAUGAGGAUGUCUUCUUCUGACAGACUACAUCUCGACACAUACAUACAGAACUUUAACGCAAAGCCACUGAUUUCUUUUUAUAUUUUCUAUUUAUUUAUUGUAGCCUACAUGGUGUUCUUUGAUUCAGGUACACUGUUUUUUAAUUGGUGAAUACUAGUUCACCAAAUCCACCAAAAAAGAGGAAAAAGGAAAAAAAAAAAGAAAGUCUAUUUUUUUCUGAAAGGAUUAUGAAUAUGUUUAUAUUUACAUAAAGCAUCCAUGUGUAUUUAUUUCAACUGAAUGUAUUCAUAUGAUUUGUUUUGGACAAGAAUAUUUAUUCCUUAUGCCUUAUUAUUAUUGUUAUUAUUAUUAUUAUAUUUUUUUAUUUUAUUUUAUUGUAUGUGUGUUCUGUGUUUUAUUAUCAGUGCCAGUUGUCUUAUCUUUCCAAUCGUCUGUUGGGAGGAGUGUAAAUGGAAAAAAAAAGCACUGCAUGACCAAACCACUUUGUCACUGCCGACACCUUUCCUCAUGUCUUCCGUUGCUGUACUUAAUAUUUUAUUGUUGCUGUCACGCUAAAACUUCAGAUAACUUUACAGAGAGAUAAAAAACAUUCUUAAAAUUAAUAUGCACCCAUGUUGGAGCAUUUCUAUUGGUCCCUUUAUCAUGAAAGUUUCAGCCAAUAUAAAGAACAACUGUCAGAUUCACUGUAAUGUCAGAAAGUGAGAAAUGGCACAAAUAGGUUUUGUGUGUCAGCAACAAAAUAUGUAUACACUUAUAAUAUAACAGUAUGUACUGUUGCACUGCCCUUGUUGUCGUAUUUCUGGUGAAAGAACUCACGCUUUUGCAGAAGAUGGAAGGCUAUGUAAACAGGGCUACUGCUCUUUCUUUUCUUUAUUCAGCAGUGCAUGAUGGGUAUUGGUCUUCCCAGCUUCUGAAACGGGUAACUGCCUGUUCCUACCUCUGUUUUUGAAGAUUUGUUGUGUCUAUGUUAAUAUUAUGGAGAGCCUUUGCUUUUGCCAACUUUGCUGUUUUAACCAUGAAAUUAGGACCACUUGAGAUUGACUAUGUGUGUAUCUUUUUGUAACUGUCCGUGUGAGUGCGAAUGGAAAGAGAUUUGCUGAAAUUGUCUGAACGUGAUCAGAGUGAAAUGGUUGUUCAUUGAGUAAAUGCUGUGGUUUGUUCAUUGUUUUAAUAGUGCGGUUUCUACACUCAUUAUCUUCGAGGAAGAGAGAUUCCGCAACUGUUGUUACUCCAAAGCAGUUGAUCAGUGUAAAUAUGUCUUUUUGAUAAAAUGUAAUUUCAAUAAAUUGUGGGGAAAAAGA